AUGAGUAGUCGCGGCGGGAAACUCGCACCCGAAGUCAACAGAGCUCUGUUCGUCAAGAAUUUGAGCUACAGCGUAACUCCAGAGGAGCUUUUCGACCUAUUUGGAAAAUUCGGACCCAUCCGCCAAGUUCGUCAGGGUAUCUCCAGCAGCACCAAGGGAACGGCCUUCGUGGUCUAUGAGGACGUAAUGGAUGCGAAGCAAGCCUGCGACAAGCUCAACGGCUUCAACUUCCAAAAUCGUUAUCUUGUCGUUCUGUAUCAUCAGCCAGAGAAGAUGGCCAAAUCAAAAGAGGACCUGGAAGCCCGUCGGGAAUCUUUAGCUCAGCUGAAGAAACAGCACGGCCGGUCUUUGUCACCUCCAAAGUCUGCUUCGCCGGAUCCUAAGACGAUCCUUCGAAAGGGCACGCCACCAGCCACAACCAUUGUCAAGGGGCAUGCCGGCGCGCGAGCAGUCCGCUUUGUCGAUGGGGCACCAACUGCUCUUAGAUCAUGUGCGUGA
Messenger RNA from Pochonia chlamydosporia 170, 498 nucleotides. RefSeq names its product pre-mRNA branch site protein p14. Gene Ontology annotation, molecular function: mRNA binding. The record is from RefSeq and is a predicted model, not a curated record. Bases 1 to 498 code for a protein of 165 amino acids. The transcript has 6 exons. Lineage: Eukaryota; Fungi; Ascomycota; Sordariomycetes; Hypocreales; Clavicipitaceae. Gene Ontology annotation, cellular component: ribonucleoprotein complex; nucleus; cytoplasm.